AUGGAUACUGCCGAGGCGGGCAGCUGCUUUCACGACGGUCAGAGCUACAGCGACAAAGACGUUUGGAAGCCAGAACCAUGUCGGAUCUGUGUUUGUGACACCGGCACCGUCCUUUGCGACGACAUCAUCUGCGAGGAGCCGCGGGACUGUCCGAGCCCUGAAAUCCCCUUCGGCGAAUGCUGCCCCGUCUGCGGCACCGACCAGCACAGCGGACAACCUGGUCCCAAGGGGCAGAAGGGAGAACCUGGUGACAUUAAAGAUGUCGUAGGACCCCGAGGGCCUCCUGGACCACAGGGCCCUGCAGGUGAACAGGGACAACGAGGAGACCGUGGUGAGAAGGGGGAGAAGGGUGCUCCUGGUCCUCGAGGCAGAGAUGGAGAACCUGGGACCCCUGGUAACCCUGGACCCCCUGGCCCCCCUGGUCCCCCUGGGCCUCCUGGUAUUGGUGGGAACUUUGCAGCUCAGAUGGCUGGUGGCUUCGAUGAGAAGGCUGGAGGGGCUCAGAUGGGUGUCAUGCAGGGCCCCAUGGGCCCUAUGGGACCCCGUGGCCCCCCUGGACCAUCUGGUGCUCCUGGCCCCCAAGGAUUCCAAGGCAACCCUGGUGAGCCCGGCGAGCCCGGCUCUGCUGGUCCAAUGGGUCCCAGGGGACCACCAGGACCUCCUGGCAAACCCGGUGACGACGGUGAGACAGGGAAGCCUGGCAAAUCUGGAGAGCGUGGCCCCCCUGGCCCCCAGGGUGCUCGUGGCUUCCCUGGGACACCAGGUCUACCUGGAGUGAAAGGUCACAGGGGUUACCCUGGUUUGGAUGGUGCUAAAGGAGAAGCUGGAGCUCCUGGGGCUAAGGGUGAAUCCGGCUCCCCCGGUGAGAACGGCUCCCCCGGCCCUAUGGGUCCCCGUGGGCUGCCUGGAGAGAGGGGACGUCCCGGCCCCUCUGGUGCUGCGGGUGCCCGUGGCAAUGACGGGCUCCCCGGCCCCGCUGGACCCCCUGGACCCGUUGGCCCUGCUGGAGCUCCCGGUUUCCCCGGUGCCCCCGGUUCCAAGGGUGAAGCUGGUCCCACUGGUGCACGAGGUCCAGAGGGUGCCCAGGGUCCCCGUGGUGAAUCUGGCACAGCUGGCUCUCCUGGUCCUGCUGGGGCUCCAGGGAACCCCGGCACUGAUGGAAUCCCUGGAGCAAAGGGCUCAGCGGGUGCCCCUGGCAUCGCCGGUGCCCCCGGCUUCCCCGGCCCCCGCGGCCCCCCCGGCCCCCAGGGAGCCACUGGCCCUCUGGGACCCAAAGGCCAGACGGGCGAACCCGGCAUCGCCGGCUUCAAAGGCGAACAAGGACCGAAGGGCGAGACGGGACCCGCAGGACCCCAAGGUGCCCCCGGGCCGGCUGGGGAGGAAGGCAAAAGAGGAGCCCGAGGGGAACCGGGAGCUGCUGGUCCUGUGGGACCACCUGGAGAGAGGGGUGCUCCUGGCAACCGAGGCUUCCCCGGGCAGGAUGGACUGGCUGGACCGAAGGGUGCUCCAGGGGAGCGUGGCCCCGCUGGACUGGCCGGUCCCAAAGGAGCCACCGGAGACCCGGGACGUCCUGGAGAGCCCGGGCUGCCAGGAGCCAGGGGUCUCACCGGCCGCCCCGGCGACGCGGGUCCUCAAGGCAAAGUCGGCCCAACUGGUGCUCCUGGAGAGGAUGGUCGCCCCGGUCCCCCAGGUCCUCAGGGUGCUCGUGGUCAGCCCGGGGUGAUGGGUUUCCCUGGUCCCAAAGGUGCAAAUGGUGAGCCUGGAAAAGCUGGUGAGAAAGGACUCCCUGGGGCUCCAGGGCUGCGGGGUCUUCCUGGCAAAGAUGGUGAGACAGGAGCUGCUGGACCCCCAGGACCUGCUGGUCCUGCAGGUGAGAGAGGAGAACAAGGAGCCCCUGGACCCUCUGGCUUCCAGGGGCUGCCUGGACCCCCAGGGCCCCCCGGAGAGAGCGGCAAACCCGGAGACCAGGGUGUUCCUGGAGAAGCUGGUGCCCCCGGGCUUGUGGGUCCUAGAGGUGAACGCGGCUUCCCCGGCGAGCGCGGCGCUCCCGGCGCUCAGGGGCUGCAAGGACCCCGCGGGCUCCCUGGCACCCCGGGCACCGACGGACCCAAGGGUGCAACCGGCCCAGUGGGUCCCAACGGUGCCCAGGGACCCCCAGGGCUGCAGGGGAUGCCAGGGGAGAGAGGAGCAGCUGGAAUCGCCGGCCCCAAGGGAGACAGGGGAGAUGUUGGAGAGAAAGGUCCUGAGGGAGCCCCUGGGAAGGACGGUGCCCGUGGUCUCACAGGUCCCAUUGGCCCCCCUGGCCCUGCUGGCCCCAACGGUGAGAAGGGUGAAUCCGGCCCUCCUGGCCCCUCCGGAGCCGCCGGUGCCCGCGGUGCCCCGGGUGAGCGUGGUGAGCCCGGUGCUCCUGGUCCUGCUGGAUUUGCUGGUCCCCCGGGUGCUGACGGGCAGCCAGGUGCCAAAGGUGAACAAGGAGAGCCUGGGCAGAAGGGUGAUGCUGGUGCUCCUGGUCCCCAAGGUCCUUCUGGUGCUCCUGGCCCACAGGGUCCAACUGGUGUGACUGGUCCCAAAGGAGCCCGAGGUGCUCAGGGCCCCCCUGGAGCCACCGGAUUCCCCGGCGCCGCCGGCCGCGUGGGACCACCCGGACCCAAUGGUAACCCAGGCCCUGCUGGGCCCCCUGGCUCUGCUGGCAAAGAGGGUCCCAAAGGUGCCCGUGGGGACGUGGGUCCCACAGGCCGUGCCGGUGACCCCGGGCUGCAGGGCCCAGCGGGACCCCCGGGCGAGAAAGGGGAACCGGGCGAGGACGGCCCCGCGGGUCCUGAUGGCCCCCCUGGACCGCAGGGUCUGGCCGGACAACGUGGCAUCGUCGGUCUCCCCGGGCAGCGCGGCGAGAGAGGCUUCCCGGGGCUGCCGGGGCCAUCCGGUGAACCUGGCAAACAAGGAGCUCCUGGCUCUGCUGGUGACCGAGGUCCCCCCGGCCCUGUGGGUCCCCCUGGUCUGACAGGUCCUGCUGGUGAACCUGGCCGUGAGGGUAACCCCGGCUCCGAUGGGCCCCCAGGCAGAGACGGCGCAGCCGGCGUCAAGGGUGAUCGUGGUGAGACUGGGCCUGUGGGUGCUCCCGGUGCUCCCGGUGCCCCCGGUGCCCCCGGCCCCGUCGGUCCCACCGGCAAACAAGGAGACAGAGGCGAGACGGGUGCACAAGGUCCCAUGGGUCCCUCUGGUCCCGCCGGUGCCCGAGGAAUGCCGGGUCCCCAAGGGCCUCGUGGUGACAAGGGUGAGACAGGAGAGGCGGGAGAACGAGGGCUGAAGGGCCACCGCGGCUUCACCGGGCUCCAGGGUCUGCCUGGACCCCCUGGUCCUUCUGGAGACCAAGGUGCUGCUGGUCCUGCGGGUCCCUCUGGCCCCAGGGGUCCCCCUGGCCCCGUUGGCCCCUCGGGCAAGGACGGCUCCAACGGCAUGCCCGGCCCCAUCGGCCCCCCCGGCCCCCGCGGCCGAAGCGGUGAACCCGGCCCUGCAGGUCCUCCAGGAAACCCAGGUCCCCCCGGCCCUCCCGGUCCCCCCGGCACCGGCAUCGACAUGUCGGCGUUCGCCGGGCUGGGUCAGACGGAGAAGGGCCCCGACCCCAUCCGCUACAUGAGGGCAGACGAGGCCGUGGGCAGCCUGAGGCAGCACGAUGUGGAGGUUGAUGCCACCCUCAAGGCUCUCAACAACCAGAUCGAGAGCAUUCGAAGCCCUGAGGGCUCCAGGAAGAACCCAGCCAGGACCUGCCGUGACAUCAAGCUCUGUCACCCCGAGUGGAAGAGCGGAGAUUACUGGAUUGACCCCAACCAAGGCUGCACUUUGGAUGCCAUCAAAGUCUUCUGCAACAUGGAGACAGGAGAGACCUGUGUGUACCCCAAGCCCAGCAGCAUCCCCAAGAAGAACUGGUGGAGCAGCAAGACCAAAGACAAGAAGCACGUUUGGUUUGGAGAGACCAUUAAUGGUGGUUUCCACUUUAGCUAUGGUGAUGAGGACCUGGCUCCCAACACUGCCAACAUCCAGAUGACCUUCCUCCGCCUGCUCUCCACCGAAGGCUCCCAGAACGUCACGUACCACUGCAAGAACAGCGUCGCCUACAUGGACGAGGAGACAGGCAGCCUGAGGAAAGCUCUUCUCAUCCAGGGCUCCAAUGAUGUGGAGAUCAGGGCUGAGGGCAACAGCAGGUUCACCUACAGCGUCCUGGAGGAUGGCUGCACGAAACACACAGGCAGGUGGGGCAAGACUGUCCUGGAGUACAGGACACAGAAGACCUCCCGUCUGCCCAUUGUGGAUAUUGCACCUAUGGACAUUGGUGGAGCCGACCAGGAGUUUGGGGUCGACCUCGGCCCCGUCUGCUUCUUGUAA
Colius striatus (speckled mousebird) is the source of this 4383-nucleotide messenger RNA. RefSeq names its product collagen type II alpha 1 chain (gene COL2A1). NCBI's taxonomy places the organism in Eukaryota, Metazoa, Chordata, Aves, Coliiformes, Coliidae. The record is from RefSeq and is a predicted model, not a curated record. Gene Ontology annotation, molecular function: protein binding; extracellular matrix structural constituent. Gene Ontology annotation, cellular component: collagen type II trimer.